CACAAGCACAGCAAUGGCUGCCACAGCCCAAAACGUAAAUAUAACCAUGUCCCAGACGCCUGAAACAGUAAAAAGCGUACCUGCGAUUGCCAGAACUCAUACAGUGCCCAGCAGCACACCUGCAACAGCACAGACCAACGUGAUCAUCACAACCUUCAACCAAACCAGAUCUACAAGUCCUGAUAGAGCAUCCCAAAGUCCAGCAACAUCUACAGCAACGAGGGUGCCAAGCACCGUACAAUCCUCAACUGUGGAAAACAGACCCUUGACUACAGCCACUCCAGACGCUAGCCUGUCCACACUUGGAAAAAGCACAAGCGUGACCACGGCAACUGAAAACAACACCAAAUCCGCAACCAGCCCAAUCCUGAACACUGCAAUGGCCGCCACAGCCCAAAACGUAAAUACAAUCAUGUCUCUGAUGCCUAAAACAGUGACAAGCAUACCUGCAAUUGCCAGAACUCAUACAAUGCCCAGCAGCACACCUGCAACAACACAGACCAAUGUGAUGAUCACAACCUUCAACCAUACCAGAUCCACAAGUCCUGAUACCGCAUCCCAAAGUCCAGCAACAUCUACAGCAACGACAGUGCCGAGCGCCACAAAAUUCUCAACCGUGGAAAACCGACCCCUGACUACAACCACUCAAAACACGAGCCUGUCCACACUUGGAAAAAGCACAAAUGUGACCACAGCAACUCAAAGCGCAACCAAAUCCACAACCAGUGCAGUCCCGAGCAAUGCAAUGGCAAGGGCAAGCACAGCAAUGGCCGCCACAGCCCAAAACGUAAACACAACCAUGUCCCAGAUGCCUGAAACAGUGAAAAGCGUACCUGCGAUUGCCAGAACUCAUACAAUGCCCAGCAGCACACCUGCAACAGCACAGACCAACGUGAUCAUCACAACCUUCAACCAAACCAGAUCUACAAGUCCUGAUAGCGCAUCCCAAAGUCCAACAACAUCUACAGCAACUACGUCCAGCAACAUUUACAGCAACCGCACAAUCCUCAACUGCAGAAAAGAGACCCCUGACUACAGCCACUCCAGACACGAGUCUGUCCACACUUGGAAGAAGCACAAGCGUGGCCACGGUAACUCAAAAUGCAACCAAAUCCUCAACCAGAGCAAUCCCGAGCACUGUAAUGGUAACGGCAAGUCCAGCAACAUCUACCACAACAAUGACGCCGACCACCACACAAUCCUCAACCGCAGAAAACAGACCCCUGACUACAGCCACUCCAGACACAAGCCUGUCCACACUUGGAAAAAGCACAAGCGUGGCCACGGUAACUCAAAAUGCAACCAAAUCCUCAACAAGCACAAUCCCGAGCACUGCAAUGGCAAUGGCAAGCACAGCAACAUCUACAGCAACGACGGUGCCGAGCGCAGCACAAUCCUCAACCCUGAAAAAUGGACCCCUAACUACGGCCACUCCAGACAUGAGCCUGUCCACUCUUGGAAGAAGCACAAGCGUGACCACGGCUACUCAAAACACAACCAAAUCCACAACCAGCGCAAUGCCGAGCGCUGCAAUGACAACGGCAAGCACGGCAAUGGUUGCCACACCCCAAAACACGUAUACAACCAUUUCCCAAACUUCUGA
This is a messenger RNA of Syngnathus typhle (broad-nosed pipefish), 1603 nucleotides long. Its product is annotated as mucin-2-like. Bases 14 to 1603 code for a protein of 529 amino acids. The record is from RefSeq and is a predicted model, not a curated record. The transcript is spliced from 4 exons. NCBI's taxonomy places the organism in Eukaryota, Metazoa, Chordata, Actinopteri, Syngnathiformes, Syngnathidae.